AUGUCAUUACCACAUGAUGCUAUUCUCGAUAUGCUCAAUCAAGUAGAGCAGGAUGAAUCCAACCCCAAUGAAGAACUAAUCUUGAUGAUUAGAGACAAACUUCUCGAAACUAAAGACGAAUCAAAUAUUGUUUUGCUAGCCCAAUUCAGUAAGUCCUUGUACACGGUAAAGAGGUCACAAUUACUAAUCCCAGCACUCGAUUUGUAUCAAGCAGAGAAGCCACUAGGGCCAGGAAAUACGAAACAAUUAUCUUUGGAAACAUUGCUUUCCUACUACAAGUAUACCUUUUUCAACUUGGUUAAUAUCCUCACUGAAAAUCCAACCGAAGCUGUAAAAACGCAAGCCAAAUUAUUUGGUCAGGUAUACAAUAACAUUAAUAUAGAUGAGGAAUUUGUGGAGGAACAGUCGCUUUAUGCAUUGUUGGCAAAGAACAUAGAGGAUUUGUGCAACGAUAAGAGAAUUCCAAAUCGAAUUUCCAAUGAAAUCAAGACGAAUAUCAAGAAUCAGAAUACAUUUGUGGCAUUGAAGCAUCUCUUUGAAAGCUCUGGGAUCAACAGGAUACCCAUAUCAUCCAUAAGGGGCAUGUUUGGAAUUGAGGACGUUGCCGCGGUCUUUGCAGGUCAAGAAUCGCUCAAUUGGGAAAUAACGGAUGACGUGUUAAUUAUGAGCAGGAAACUAAAGGAAAUGAGCAUUGACCAAAUGGUCAAAGCUCAAUUAGAGACAACUCGGUUGACCCAAAGGCUCAGAGAUACAAUGUAA
Messenger RNA from Lodderomyces parapsilosis, 759 nucleotides. RefSeq lists its product as uncharacterized. The record is from RefSeq and is a predicted model, not a curated record. The transcript has a single exon. NCBI's taxonomy places the organism in Eukaryota, Fungi, Ascomycota, Pichiomycetes, Serinales, Debaryomycetaceae. Bases 1 to 759 code for a protein of 252 amino acids.